Messenger RNA from Zophobas morio, 1196 nucleotides. Its product is annotated as venom protease-like. The coding region runs from base 17 to 1072 and encodes 351 amino acids. Gene Ontology annotation, biological process: proteolysis. The transcript has 5 exons. The record is from RefSeq and is a predicted model, not a curated record. Gene Ontology annotation, molecular function: serine-type endopeptidase activity. NCBI's taxonomy places the organism in Eukaryota, Metazoa, Arthropoda, Insecta, Coleoptera, Tenebrionidae.
UGAUUAAGUUGCUAAAAUGUUUAAACUUUUAGUUAUAGUAUUUGCAAUCACCAUAAACCAUGUUUAUGGGGAAAACAUAAUUGGAAACCCCUGCACCCUCAAGUCGUCUAACUCUUCAGGAGUAUGCAAACUCUUAAAGGAGUGUGAGGCGGUUCAAGACGAAAUAACGUCUGGUCACAAUGCGCCCCAAACUUGCGGCUACCAAGGAAUCCAAUCCGUAGUUUGUUGUCCAAACUCUCGUCGACCAGGAGAUAUCACCGAAAGAAAAUGUAGAGAAUUUUCUUCGUAUAUACAAGAGAAACAAUUAUGUGGACAUAAAAUUGUCCAGCUGAUUGUUGGAGGACAACGACCUGCUGAGCGAAAAGAGUUUCCGCAUAUGGCAGUCUUAGGAUAUCAGAACGAAGAUUCUGGGAAUCUUACGUGGUUAUGUGGAGGAUCACUUAUCAGUGAAGAAUAUAUUUUGACAGCUGCACAUUGUAUCCUUCCAGGUGGCUAUCUUAAACCAAAAUCAGUGUUGUUGGGGGUCACAGAUGUUAACGACACUAACCACAGACAAGAAAUAAAAAUAGCAAGUAUAAUAGUACAUCCAGAAUUUAAAUUUACUACCCGUCACAACGACAUAGCACUUUUAAAACUGGAGAAACCCGUAGAGUUGAAUUCUUAUGUUCGUCCGGCUUGUCUCAACACACACUUCGACAUUCCUGUUUCGCGAGUUAUUGCUACAGGAUGGGCAUAUACACGGUAUGGAGGAAGCGACAGUGAAAGAGUGUUUAAAAUAACACAAGAUAUUGUAGACCAUCAAACUUGUAAUAACAGGUUCAAAAGCGUGAAGAGGCUAAUUGUAAAUGACACCCAAAUUUGCACAAGCGACAAGAUUGAAGGAAAGGCUUGUCAGAGUAAUACUGGUGGUCCGCUCCAAAUAUAUCGGAUUGACGACGCUACCUCUUGUAUGUAUGAUAUAGUUGGCUUAACUUCGUUUGGAGUGGAAUGUUCCGGCGGUCCCACUGUAAAUACUCGAGUUUCGCAGUACAUUAAGUGGAUUGAAGACACAGUUUGGCCAGAAAAUGCAUAAUCAAAUUAGUGAUUUUGACUUGUCGCAAACAUUUAACGAAUGAGUUUAUCAUAUGCAGAGCUGUUCAGUACUUUAAGUAAAAGUACUUGAAGUACUACUUCAAGUACUUUACUUGAAGUACGUU